Messenger RNA from Gryllus bimaculatus (two-spotted cricket), 294 nucleotides. The record is from the annotation of a GenBank genome assembly. Lineage: Eukaryota; Metazoa; Arthropoda; Insecta; Orthoptera; Gryllidae.
AUGCGUGCAGUUAUUAAUAACCAAUGUGUCAACUUUUUGAAACUAAACCAAAUUGACGGCGUGUUCAAGCUGGCAGAAGAGGAGAAGACCACCUCGGGACGGACUACGUCGGAUAAAUCGACCGGAUCUUCGAGCGAGGACGACGACGACGACGACCACGGCAGUCAUGAUAACCAAGACGACCACGACGACGAGGAGGAGGAGGAGGGGGCCUCGGAGGACGCGGUGAAAAAUAAAAGCAACGCAUUGGGAACGCCUGGAAAUGAACCAGAGAGACGAGUAUUGGUCUCGUAG